CUGUUACUUAGUCAAGUAUCUAGAAGGAUGUAACUAAGUAUUUGACAUGUGAAAGUCUCGUCUCGGGAUCUUUUUGACGUCUCAACGGUCCGAGCGAGAUACGAUACGAUACUUUACGAUAACUGUGCCGUCCGAUAGUCAAGCGAUCAGAUCACAUCAGGUCAGAUUUGCCGACCUGAUCACGGCUACCUCCCGGUUUAAGUACUUAACUAGAAACCAGACGAGCAUUGCCAGAUGUUCUGGUCAGCCGGCGCGGAGGGCACAUCGAUGCAUCCCCUUUCCGCCCAGCCUCGAGUGCUCUUAACGGUUCUCCCCGCCUCGUUGAGACGAUGUAUCCCGCGUCUUGACCGUUCGUUAACGACAAGUACCCUGACGAGCACGACAUCUUCAACGCCCGAUCUAUGCAGAGGAAUCGUCUGCAGCUCGGAGCCGCAAUUGCAGUGCUAUGAUUUCCCGCCAGAGUCAGUGGGAUACUCGCGGCGACCGGCCACGGCAACGACGGCAGCGGGGGAUGAUAACGAGUCCUCCAGUUCGUGUUCUGGCCGAUCAGAUAUGUCGAUCGAGAUGGAUCAGAUGGUGAAGUAUGAGGUCGAGUCAGGGCUGAGGUGGAAUCGAAUAGUUCCGGCAUUCAAUCUCCUCCGAAACGCCGGAUACGAAGCCCAACAACCUCGCGCUGACAGCCGUCUGGUACGGUCUCUAUAUAUCAACGGGCUUCUCUACCUCCUCGAAGCUCUCCCUGCCGAUCUAACCCGCGAAGAAACCGCUUCUAUCCGCGACAGACUCCCCGAAACUAUCGCAUCCCCAUCCACCGCCCUGUCAUCUAGCUCACAAAACAUAUCCUCGAGAAAUAAAUACGGCCGAUAUAACACCACCUGGAACGCAUCCGCAGAACCAUCCUACCUCCACCGCAUCCUCGCUUAUUCUAUCAUUCAAUGCUUCUUAAUCAUCCAGCUCCUUAGCCCCUACAUCAGAGUGUUGCUCCAGCAAGCAUAUCAAUACGAGCGAUCGCACCGCAUCACAGAGCGCGUGGUCACAGCGACAUUAGGCGCAGCCGAUAGUCUCGGUAAAAGCGGCGUCACCGCCGUGCUCGGUUUCAGAGAAGGGAGACUCGGCGCGGCGGUCUCCGAGCUUGCUUCCUGGUGGAUCGAAGGCGUCACAGGCGGGAUCUGCGAAGGUGUUGGGGAAGGAUUGAUCAUUUUAGGAGCUGCGCGAUCCCAGACUGAUCCUUUGGGGAUAGGUCUGGGGGCGGGGAAAGAGUCGAGCUAAUUAAGAAGGCUGUUUCCGGUGCAUAAUGCAUAAGGAUGAUGAUUUAGAAAGGAAAAAAGGCGUCUUAUUGUUUUGGUUUAUCUCUUUGUUUCUGGCGCACUGGUGGCAUAUUGCUUUGUUUUUUUGCUUCUCACAAUUGUUGUAUAGUGAUUUAGAAUAGACCGCUUUGUUCUUGGUAUGUGAAACUGGUACCUGUGUAUGUACAUGCAAUAUGUCAGGCUGCAGCCUUAGAACAUGGAAAAUUCACCUGGU
Paecilomyces variotii is the source of this 1518-nucleotide messenger RNA. RefSeq lists its product as hypothetical. The coding region runs from base 235 to 1266 and encodes 343 amino acids. The record is from RefSeq and is a predicted model, not a curated record. The transcript has 2 exons. Lineage: Eukaryota; Fungi; Ascomycota; Eurotiomycetes; Eurotiales; Thermoascaceae.